Ophidiomyces ophidiicola is the source of this 615-nucleotide messenger RNA. RefSeq lists its product as uncharacterized. The transcript has 2 exons. The coding region runs from base 1 to 615 and encodes 204 amino acids. The record is from RefSeq and is a predicted model, not a curated record. NCBI's taxonomy places the organism in Eukaryota, Fungi, Ascomycota, Eurotiomycetes, Onygenales, Onygenaceae.
AUGGCGCCGAAAAGGCCGCGCGACGACGCCGAUGACGUGGAGAAGAGUCUACAAAAGAAGAGAAAAGGGUUCUCCGUUGGCCCCGCAAACCUGCCUGACGGGACAUAUAGGAGAAAAGUGCAGAAGAUCAAAGCGGAUCUCAUCCAUAAAGCAAAAGUAAAAAAGUCCUAUGCGAAAAUAAAAGCUCAAGAGAACCUUACUCCGCAAACAAAAUCAGUAUAUGAUGCCGAACCUACGCUUGAGGCGAGUCAAAAAAUGUUGCGCGAAGUGCCAGCUCCAGAAGCGUCGUUAGAACUGCAUCCUGAUCGCCAGGCAAUGCUAGACUCACCCGAAGAAGACAAAUCUGCUGUCCUGCAAAAGGACCAAAGGACCUUGCGAGAAAGGCCACGACGAAGGGAACGUAGGCCUAAGCCCAUGCCCUUUACCAAGGAAAUGAGAGUCGCUGAGCUCAGAAAAAAGGAACUUGAGGCUAAGAGACGAUUACGAGAAGCAAAGGAAAAAGAACGCCACGCAAUGAUAAAAGCAAAGAGGCCUGAUCAGUUCGGAAAGCAGAGACUCGGUCGCCAGAGCAAAGUUCUUCUUGAGAAAGUGAAAAGGAUAGUUACGGACAACUAA